This is a messenger RNA of Malurus melanocephalus (red-backed fairy wren), 2559 nucleotides long. It is a transcript of the gene MICOS10, whose product is annotated as mitochondrial contact site and cristae organizing system subunit 10. Bases 40 to 273 code for a protein of 77 amino acids. The record is from RefSeq and is a predicted model, not a curated record. The transcript is spliced from 4 exons. Gene Ontology annotation, cellular component: MICOS complex; mitochondrial inner membrane; mitochondrion. Lineage: Eukaryota; Metazoa; Chordata; Aves; Passeriformes; Maluridae.
CGAGAGUUGCGCGGGGGAGGAGGUGAGGGGACGGGCAAGAUGGCGUCGGAGGGCGACCURGGCAGGAAGUGGGACCGGUGUGUGGCGGACUCCGCCGUCAAACUGGGUGCUGGAUUUGGAUUAGGAAUCGUUUUCUCAGUCAUCUUCUUCAAAAGAAAGACAUGGCCUAUUGCAUUUGGGUCAGGGAUGGGGUUAGGAAUGGCUUAUUCCAAUUGUCAACACGACUUCCAGUCUCCAUAUCUUCUCCAUGGUAAAUUUGUAAAAGAACAGUGACUAAUGGCUAAGACUAUCCCAGUGGGAAGGAAGGAGAAAUCAAUGAUUAUUCCUCAGGAAUACUGAAGUGCCCCUGGAAUAAGCCAACAUUCUUCAGUAACGAUCACCAGUAACUCUUUAUACUCCAACAAACUGUUUCUGUAUACGAAACAAAGUUCUGUUGCUUGUUUUGUAUCGUGUCUGAAAAGUGCAAGGAAGAGCUCUUCUGGGAAAUAAAUAAAAGAAAAAUGGCCUUCUCUGGUGUGUUGACUUUGUAUGUGAGUGAGAGAGAGGGAGAAUGGAAGGAGAGAACUUCAUUUGGAGUAGCCAGCAGCUGGGACCACCUGGGCCACUGGGAGAGCUCCUCAGCAAAGCCAGCCAUCGUCUGUUCCUCCCUGCUCCUGAGAGCAACCCCCAUCCAGCAUCCAGUUCAAAGAAGCAUUCCCACCUCAUAAAUCACCCACUCGACCCCUGCUGCUUGUGCCGGUGUUUGGAGAGGAAUAUAAAUACUCCUAUGUCCUGUUUGUACAGUUGCCCUUUAAAAUUGGAAUUUUGUCCUCUCAGAAGAGGCAGAAUCCAAACGGGUAAAUCCAAACUGUGUGACGGAUGCAGCAAGGCCCUGCUGUCUCUUGUAGCUUUGGGUCAUGGAGUGACCCCAUUUGAAACUUUCCAGGAUAGUGGGUGAGUGAAACACGUCCUCAUGCCAUCUGGCUCUCAGCUUACCCUUUAGGCUGAUUGUUUUUGCACCCCUCUUCGUGGGAGAACAGAGAGGUUUCAGUAUCUGGGAAUGGGUCACAACUACUUAAAGCUCUUUACUGCCUUGGCAAGACACUGCUCCAAGUGCUCCCUUGUUUCCAUCUGCCCCGCUCCUUGUGAUGCCUUGUUGGCUCGUUGUCUGUUGCUCUUCCCCUGGCUCUGGAUCUUGUCUUCACUGCUGCUUUACUCAGCACAAUUUUCUAGCUAUGGAGAUGACUCUCGAGGAUCUCUUUGCUUUGUCCCACGUUUGCUGUGUGUUGUCUGUGUAGCACAAGGAGUAAAUGCRUGUCUGAGGAUGGAAAGGGAAUGGUGUGGGAUGAAACAGAAAUUCUCUUUAUUGAAAGCCUCUUCUGCUGCAUGGUGAGUGCUAAUGGAUGGAACAGUGAUAGAAUAACUCCUCACCAGAAAGGAAAACACAAAGGAAAACAAGUUGUGUGAUAGUUGUUUUUUAAACCAUGCCAGGAAAGGAAGGGGAUGGACUGAGGGGUAGCCUGGAGUUCAGAGGGCUUGAGAAACUCCUUAUCUUACAGGCCUGAGGUGUGGGCCUGCAGCAGUCCUGCAUCCCCACCUCUCCUGGGCACUGCUCUGUGCAUCCCACACUCUGGAGAAACAUGUUUGAGCUAUGCCCAGAGUCAACAGACGCUGAGGAGCUCGCCUGGAGCAAAGGACUUGUGAAAUAAAAUAGCUGCAGUGCCAGAGCAGCAUUAAGACUGUCAGAGCAUGAUACCAUCCAGGACCAUUGCUCCAGCAUGUCCUUGUUUUUCCACCUCCUCCCUUGCUGGACUGCAUUCAUCAGUCAGGUCAACACAGCUUAUUGAAAACAGGAUAUCUUUCUUGUUUCCCCAUUUUGAAUCAUUUUAUCCAGCCCCAAUUUUUAAUUUGAACUGUGUACUUUGGAGCCAGAGCUCCUCUGUGGUUUGGAAAUGGCUUUUAUGGAGUUCUCGGUGUGUGUGGUGCAGUGGGAUCUGCUGGAGACAGRAGCAUCAGCCUGGGCAAGACCCAGGAGAGCCACAAGUGGUGGCAACGCUGAACAUAGCGACUGUCAACGUGCAGGGAAAGCUUCAGCUCCUGCUUCAGCUCCUGCUGUGUCAUCUGGGCCGUGAUGCUGGGUUCAAUUUUUAUUUAGUGUCCCUGGUAACGAGUCAUCCUGACCUUAAAUGCUCUGCUUCAGCUCAAAUAGGACUUCCUAGAGUUAAUUCUCAUCGUGGGCUACUGUGGCCUGUGAUCAGGUGGUUCUUCUGGCCCUGGAACUCAGACACUGAUUGUAGAUAUCGAUUCUCAAUGUGUCCUUUAUUGCUAGAGUGAGAAUGAUCAGAACAAAAGUUCUUGCUCACUAAUGUGAAGUCAACACGGGUGAGUGUGCACAAAUCACAGUUUUAAAAGUGAAAUUUAAAUUUGCUCUUCAAGUGGGGGAAAAGCUUAACUUUUUGGUUCUUUUCACAGCUGCCUUGCUUGUUGUCUGUGUUGAUGUGCGUAUAUAUAUGUGUGUAUGUAAAUUCACAUAUAACCACCACGUAAAGGAUCUGUAUUUGUUUUGCUUUAUUAAAUUAA